UCGAGGCGGAAGCAGAAUGUCAUCCGGCAAUUCUAGCUUACUGUUUUGUGAGUACUGGGAAUUAGGAUAUACUACUCCUUUGGCGUACUGCUUUUCGCCUACUGUACAGUAGGGUAGUAGGGAUAUUCGGACGCAGCCAAUGUCGAAGGUAGUUACGUCAUCGCACCGCUCGCCGUAGAGCGAAACAAACAUGGCGACAGAGUGGACCGGACAUGGCUGCUUGCUAACUUUAGUCGUAGUCCUUUGGAGCUCUGUGGGCGGUCAGACGGAGAUAACGAGCGUUGGCUGGAGCCAGAUACUGGGAAUGAGACUGGAGAGGAGCAACAAACCAGCCACGAUCACCGAGGACGGUGUCAUUCAAGUAACAGAAGAGAGCAGUGUCCAGCUCAGGUUUUAUGGGCUGCAGCUCAGUUCGGACUCCGCGUCCCAAAUUCGGUUCAUGGAGAUCGGCGAAGAAGAGGAUGACAAAGACUCCGUAAACAGUGUCGAUUUUACCAAAGACAUUAGCGUCGGAACUUAUAUGAACGUUAGCAGUCGAGGGACAUCAGGUGUGGUGAGUGUAAACGUUAAGCCGCUUCGCAAAACUGAGCGCGAGCGGGAAUACAUCGUGUGCAUCAGGAGUCCGGAAGAUAAGUGGCACCUGCUGACGGAGAACGACGGUAGGAUACGAGUUGUGGAGGAGAAAACUUCUCUGCUCCCUCUGUGGCUUCAGAUCAUCCUGGUGUCAUGCCUGCUUGUCCUGUCCGGCAUGUUCAGUGGACUUAAUCUGGGGCUCAUGGCAUUAGAUCCGAUGGAACUUCGCAUAGUGCAGAGUUGUGGUACUGAUAAAGAAAAGAGGUAUGCCCGCAAAAUCGAGCCCAUUCGUAGGAAAGGGAAUUACUUGCUUUGCUCCUUAUUGCUUGGUAAUGUCCUUGUAAAUACCACACUUACUAUCUUGCUGGAUGAUCUUAUUGGAUCAGGCUUUGGCGCAGUAGUGGCAUCCACUGUGGGCAUCGUGAUCUUUGGGGAGAUCGUGCCACAGGCGCUUUGUUCUCGCCAUGGUUUGGCGGUCGGUGCCAACACCAUCCUGCUGACCAAAUUUUUCAUGCUCCUCACCUUCCCACUGUCGUUUCCCAUCAGCAAGCUACUGGACUGCAUUCUGGGCCAGGAAAUUGGCACAGUGUACAACCGGGAGAAACUAGUGGAGAUGCUCAAGGUGACGGAACCAUACAAUGACUUGGUCAAGGAGGAGCUCAACAUGAUUCAGGGUGCAUUAGAGCUGAGGACCAAAACAGUGGAGGAUGUCAUGACGCCACUGAACAACUGCUUCAUGAUCAAAUCUGAUGCUGUGCUAGACUUCAACACCAUGUCCGAGAUCAUGGAGAGCGGCUACACACGCAUCCCCGUCUACGAAGAUGAACGCUCCAACAUCGUUGACAUCUUGUAUGUAAAGGACUUGGCCUUUGUUGAUCCAGAUGACUGCACAACACUUAAAACAGUCACCAAGUUUUACAACCACCCAGUCCACUUUGUCUUCCACGACACCAAGCUGGAUGCCAUGUUAGAGGAGUUCAAAAAAGGCAAAUCUCACCUGGCCAUAGUGCAGAGGGUGAAUAAUGAGGGAGAAGGAGACCCCUUCUAUGAGGUGCUUGGUUUGGUCACGCUGGAAGACGUUAUUGAAGAGAUCAUCAAGUCAGAGAUCCUGGAUGAGUCUGAUCUCUACACUGACAACCGAAACAAAAAGAAAGUGGACCCAAAUAAAAACAAGAGGGAUUUUUCAGCCUUCAAAUACGAAAGUGAAUCUAAAGUGAAGAUUUCUCCCCAGCUGCUCUUAGCUGCUCAUCGGUUCAUGGCUACUGAGGUGAGCCUCUUUAGUCCACUACAGAUAUCAGACAAGAUUUUGCUGCGAAUCCUGAAGCAUCCUGACGUCAUCCAGGAUCUACGGUUCAAUGAAAAUGAAAAGCGCUCACAGCUUCACUACCUAUAUCAGCGUGGCAAGCCUGUCGACUAUUUCAUUCUCAUCUUGCAGACCGAUGCAUCAGACAGAGGGCUGGGGGCAGUUUUGUCCCAGGUGGUGGAGGGAGAGGAUCGCCCCAUACUGUACAUCAGCCGGAAGCUUUCGGGCCGGGUGGAAGUGGAGGCAGGCAAUGAGAACAUGAAGUUUGAGACUGGUCCAUUUUCUUAUUAUGGAGUCAUGGCAUUAACUACAUCAUCCUUGGCUGUCACCCCCCCUCUGUCCCCCUCCGUGGUGCUGCCUCGGCCACGGCGCCUUUCUCUUAAGAGGCUUUCUCUGUUCUCUCGCUUCCCAGAAUUUCGUUCUCCUUCACACAUUAGCGGGCUGAAUCGCUCAGCUUCCCUGUGCUACACAGAGAGAGUGGACUCUCUGUCCACCAGCGGCAGCACCUCGCAGCUCAACAGCACCGCCACAUCCCAGUACAUCCCCGACUUCAAUGUGCGUGCCCUCUCAGACCUGCAGUUUGUUAAGGUCAACCGUGCUCAGUACCAAAACGGCCUUUUGGCCUCCAAACUGGACAGCACGCCACAGUCCCCGCAGAGCAAUCACAUUCGAUUGGACAGCAUGCUUGCACCACCCCUGACUCCACCCACGUCUUCAACGACCUGCAGCACAGCACCGUUAGCGCUCAGAGAGGGAACAGCCGAGACCACAAUGCUGCUAAAUGACAAGAACAGCCCGAAUAGUCACUGGGCUGCCCAACCACAGUCCUACUCUAACUCCAACUCAAACCUCAACACCAGUACUAACACUAACUCCAGCCCUCACCCUCCAUCCAAAAACCACCCUCAGUCACAGAGUUACCCCAACAACCCAAACACUCACACACCUCACCUGCACAUCCACACCAUCUCUCACAGCCACGCACACACAGAGAGCACAAUCUGACAAAGCUCAUGGGGAGCCGUGGUUGGCGUGAAGCUCUAGAGAGGACCACACUGAUCCACAAACAUGCACAUACACACAACUCUGUACGUGUACAUGGCCAUUUACAAACGAUAUGCAAUCUAACACAGAAGCACUUACGCAGAUUAACUUUCAAACGGGCCUUGUAUCUCCUCCCUGCAUGCCACCUUUUUUCUCCUAUGCCCAGUUUUAUGGCAUUUCAGUGGAAUAUGGAAUGGAGAUGUCUACAGCAAAAGUGCAAGAGAUUUCAGCUUGUGCAUAUGUUGUGAAAGAGAUCCUACAGGUGUAGUUUGAGAUUAAGAAACUCCAAGUUCAUUAAUAGGUCAGAAGGACCAUUGAUAGGACUCUAUUUUUUAUGCUAGAAGUCUACACAUUGCAUGAUGAACACAUAUGCACAUCUCCAUCUUUGAUAUUUUGGAUAAGUGUUUCUGUAGCAUGCAAUGACCAAAAAUGUCAUCGAAACACUUGGGCAUUUUUGAAUGACAUAAGAGUGUAACAUUACAUAAGAAAUGAUUGCAAGAUAUGCACUUUUUAUUACCUUUAAGAAUCCAUACCAAUCCUUUUGUA
This is a messenger RNA of Ictalurus punctatus (channel catfish), 3466 nucleotides long. Its product is annotated as metal transporter CNNM4. The transcript has 9 exons. NCBI's taxonomy places the organism in Eukaryota, Metazoa, Chordata, Actinopteri, Siluriformes, Ictaluridae. The coding region runs from base 191 to 2881 and encodes 896 amino acids. The record is from RefSeq and is a predicted model, not a curated record. Gene Ontology annotation, biological process: magnesium ion transport; magnesium ion homeostasis. Gene Ontology annotation, cellular component: plasma membrane. Gene Ontology annotation, molecular function: magnesium ion transmembrane transporter activity; sodium ion transmembrane transporter activity.